ACCAUCCAUCUUUUCCCCAGCAAGCAACGCCUUGCGGCGGCGGUGACAGCGACGCCGCGGUAGGAGAGACAUUAAGGAUUCCAUCGCCUCCGGAGCCAGGAUUCUCCUCCGCACUAUAAAGUUCCGUGGAGCCGGCCGGGAGAAUUCGGUGAGACAAUAGAAAUCGAGAUCAGAAGGUCAAAGAAAGCCAAGAGGAUAGCGGAUCAGCCGGUUUCGGGCGGCGCCGGCGAUGUCGUCGUCGUGGAACUCGGUGGGGCUGGAGGUGCUGUACCAGGUCAUCGGCUGGAUCGCCUUCGCGGCCUGGUCCUUCAGCUUCUACCCGCAGGUCGUCCUCAACUACAAGCGCAAGAGUGUCGUGGGUUUGAACUUUGAUUUCCUGGUGCUGAACUUGACAAAGCACUCUUCCUACCUCAUAUAUAAUGCUGCUCUAUUCUUCAGCCCUGUCAUCCAGAAACAGUAUCAUGACAAGUUUGGUGAUAAAGAGAUGAUUCCUGUUGCUGCAAAUGAUGUUGCUUUUUCUGUACAUGCUGUUACCUUGACAGCUUUUACCCUUUCUCAAGUACUCAUCUAUGAGCGUGGGAAUCAGAAAGUCUCCAAAGUGUGCAUAUCAAUCACUGCUGUGGUCUGGACAGCUGCUAUUGUUUGCCUUAUUGUAGCUUGGCCAAAAAGUAACUGGCUAUGGCUUAUUGAUAUAUUCAACACAAUACAGGUUAUGAUGACAGCAAUCAAGUACAUCCCUCAGGCUGUGAUGAACUUCAGGAGGAAGAGUACUACUGGUUGGAGUAUUGGCAAUAUAUUACUUGAUCUUACAGGAGGGGUGCUGAACUUUGGUCAGAUGGGUGUGCAAUCUAUUGAUCAGCACACCUUAGUGAAUUUCUAUGGAAAUAUCGGGAAAACCCUUCUUUCAUUGGAAGUUGUUUUCUUCGAUGUUAUAUUCAUAAUUCAACACUAUGUGCUGUACCCUGUCAAACGCGAUGAGAAUGGUAAGGCUAUCAUUUCUGAGAGGGUAGCGCCUCUUAUCAGGCCCUUAGACAAGCCUGAAGAAGAUAGUGUUUGAUAUAUACAAUGCAGUCCACACAUUGCCUCGGUUACAUUUCUUAUUUUAUGCAGUGUGAACUAACUGUUGUACAUAUUUAUUCACGGGUUACUGUAAAAAUUUAGAUAUCACGCACCUUCAACUAGCUACUAUACAUUUUUAUUUAAAGUAACUUAUCA
Messenger RNA from Lolium rigidum, 1215 nucleotides. Its product is annotated as cystinosin homolog. The record is from RefSeq and is a predicted model, not a curated record. Lineage: Eukaryota; Viridiplantae; Streptophyta; Magnoliopsida; Poales; Poaceae. Gene Ontology annotation, biological process: L-cystine transport. Gene Ontology annotation, cellular component: vacuolar membrane. Gene Ontology annotation, molecular function: L-cystine transmembrane transporter activity. The transcript is spliced from 8 exons. Bases 230 to 1057 code for a protein of 275 amino acids.